AUGCCAGGCAUUAUUAGUACCGCUCUUCCAAAUAAAAAAUCUGUUCAAAGAAAACUUGUUAUCAAGAAAAUAGAGAAACCAAAUUCCCUGCUGGUCUCGUUUUCGAAGCGGAGGGGCGGUCUUUUCAGGAAGGCUUGUCAACUCAGCGGUCUGUGUGGCGCUGAGGUGGCCGUCAUUGUUUUCUCUCCGUGUGGCAGGCUGUACGUCUUUGGCCACCCAUCGGCGGAUUCUGUUCUCUCUCGCCUUGAACGCGUAAACAAUGCCUUGCAUGGCCGCCAAUACAUCUCCAUGCAUGCUAGUUCUGAGGAUGAAGAUCAUGAUACAGACAGCAGUAUAAACGAGUCCAAUUCAAUAGAAUCUUGUAUGGUGUCCAAAACGAGCAUAGAUCUUGAAAAUCUUGUCUUAGAUCUUGAAAAAGACACAGAGGAGAUGGAGGAGGACGAGGCGAGCAAAUUUUGGUGGGACCAGCCAAUCGAGACUGUGAAGAAGUUGGAUGAACUGAAGCAGUUCAAGAGUUCAUUAGACAAAUUGAAGGCUAAAGUAAUUACGCAAUUGGAUGAGAUGGAAAUGCGUAAAUUGGUUGUGAGGCAUUAUUUGAUGUGA
Molecule: messenger RNA, 603 nt
Organism: Pyrus x bretschneideri (Chinese white pear)
Lineage: Eukaryota; Viridiplantae; Streptophyta; Magnoliopsida; Rosales; Rosaceae
Product: agamous-like MADS-box protein AGL62
Exons: 1
Coding region: 1-603 (200 amino acids)
Biological process (GO): regulation of transcription by RNA polymerase II
Molecular function (GO): DNA-binding transcription factor activity, RNA polymerase II-specific; protein dimerization activity; RNA polymerase II cis-regulatory region sequence-specific DNA binding
Source: RefSeq, a predicted model, not a curated record